Messenger RNA from Marmota monax (woodchuck), 1261 nucleotides. It is a transcript of the gene Ebp, whose product is annotated as EBP cholestenol delta-isomerase. Gene Ontology annotation, molecular function: steroid Delta-isomerase activity; C-8 sterol isomerase activity; cholestenol delta-isomerase activity. Lineage: Eukaryota; Metazoa; Chordata; Mammalia; Rodentia; Sciuridae. Bases 196 to 990 code for a protein of 264 amino acids. The record is from RefSeq and is a predicted model, not a curated record. The transcript is spliced from 5 exons. Gene Ontology annotation, cellular component: endoplasmic reticulum; membrane. Gene Ontology annotation, biological process: cholesterol biosynthetic process.
UGGUGGGCUUUAAAUGCUUUGCCCGCGGUUUCCUUCCCUCUGGCGGGAGGGAAUACCUUUCCAUUCAGUAGUGUAAACAUUGGCCUGGUUCCUGUGUCUUGCCAACAAACUUUCAGUGCUGCAUGCCUGUAAUCCCAUCGACUCAGGAGGCUGAUACAGGAGGAUUGCAAUUUCGAGGCCAGCUUCAGCAAUUUAAUGAGACCCUGUCUCAAAAACAAGAUAGAGAAACGACUGGGUUAUUCUGUUCCUUUUUUCUCCUUCCUGUUGGUCCACACGUGGCUGUCAGCCCACAGAGACAUGGCCACCAACGCAGGCCCCUUGCACCCAUAUUGGCCUCGGCACCUGAGGCUGGACAACUUUGUGCCUAAUGACCUCCCCACCUGGCAUAUCCUGGCUGGCCUAUUCUCCAUCUCUGGGGUCAUAGUUGUGACCACAUGGCUGUUGUCAGGUCGUGCUGCAGUUGUCCCACUGGGGACUUGGCGGCGACUGUCCUUGUGCUGGUUUGCAGUGUGUGCAUUCAUUCAUCUGGUGAUUGAGGGCUGGUUCGUUCUCUACCACGAGGUCCUUCUUGGAGAUCAAGUCUUCUUGUCUCAACUCUGGAAAGAGUAUUCCAAGGGAGACAGCCGAUACAUCAUUAAUGACAACUUCACUAUCUGUAUGGAAACCAUCACAGCUUGCCUGUGGGGACCACUCAGCCUAUGGGUGGUGAUUGCCUUUCUCCGCCAGCAACCCCUCCGCUUUGUUCUACAGUUCUUGGUCUCUGUGGGCCAGCUCUACGGAGAUGUACUAUACUUCCUGACAGAGUACCGUGAUGGAUUUCAGCAUGGGGAAUUUGGCCACCCACUCUAUUUCUGGUUUUACUUCGUCUUCAUGAAUGCCCUGUGGCUAGUGCUACCUGCAAUCUUCGUGCUGGAUUCCGUGAAGCAGCUCACUCGUGCCCAGAGGACACUGGACAGCAAAGGCACAAAAGCCAAGAGCAAGCAGAACUAACAAGCAGUGGACUAGCCUGGAACACUGACUGAUGAUGUGUUCCUUCCAGAGGAGUCCAAUCCUGCUCCCACAGGUUGGAGGGGCCAAAGCUUAUUGAUUUGUGACACUCAGACUGAUGGGUGGCCACAAAAAGGGUCAGAUAUGAGAAAGAUAGGGAUUGUAUAGCACUACUGCCAGGAGCCAUUGGGAACAAGACAUAAGGCAAGGAACAAGACAUAAGCCAUGAUGGUGGCAAUUUUUAAAAUCAGAAAAUAAAAUAUCAUAACUUGAA